CAGGCAGAGGUUCAAAUUCAAGUUCCAUUAUCUUCCAACUGUAGGUACUUAGUCAAGUUCUUGCGACUCUCUUUACAGUUCUUCAUAUUUAGUCAUCCAUUUGGACAUACAUAUGUUUAGUUAGCAACAUGCUUUUACGAAGGAAGAAAAGAAGAGCAGGAGAUAUCAAAAUGUAUCUUGGGAAAGACACACCCUGAGAGGAAUGAGCAAAGUAGCACUAAAUAGUAAACGAAUCCACUUAACACUAGAUGCUGGGAAAACAGAUGAGAUAGUUUCUGUUCUUUCCUUAAAAAAAGACUGAUUUAUAUUUAUCUGUGUACAUCUGUCUGAGUUUAUGUGCAUCACGUGUGUGCAGAUGCCCCCCGAGGUCAGAGGGUGACAGAUCCCUAAGAGUUAUAGGCAGUUGUAAGCCAUCUGAUACGGGUGUUGGAGACCAAGCUCAGAUCCUCUGCAAAACAAUAAGUGCUUUUUAACUGCUGAGCCGUCGCUCUAACCCUUGAGAUGGUAUCAAUUCUUAAAGUGACAUGGCCAUGACAGGCUUGUUUCUGGGGCAGGUGACAUCAAACUCACCAAAGAUGGCAAUGUGUUGCUUCACGAGAUGCAAAUUCAACACCCAACAGCUUCCAUCAUAGCAAAAGUGGCAGCAGCCCAAGACCAUAUCACAGGGGACGGCACUACCUCAAAUGUCCUGAUCAUUGGAGAGUUGCUAAAGCAAGCUGAUCUUUACAUUUCUGAGGGACUGCACCCUAGAAUCAUAGCUGAAGGAUUUGAUGUUGCAAAGACGAAAGCACUUGAAGUUUUGGAUAAAAUUAAAGUACAAAAGGAGAUGAAAAGAGAAAUGCUCUUAGAUGUGGCUAGAACAUCCCUAAGGACAAAAGUUCAUACUGAACUGGCCGACAUACUAACAGAGGCUGUGGUGGAUUCUGUCUUGGCUAUUAGAAGACCAGGUAUCCCUAUUGAUCUCUUCAUGGUGGAAAUCGUGGAGAUGAGGCACAAGUCAGAAACAGACACGCAGUUGGUCCGAGGAUUGGUUCUGGACCAUGGUGCCCGUCACCCAAGGAUGAAGAAGCAGGUGCAAGAUGCGUACAUCCUCAUUUGCAAUGUGUCACUAGAGUAUGAAAAAACAGAAGUGAGCUCUGGUUUCUUUUAUAAGACUGUAGAAGAGAAAGAGAAAUUGGUAAAAGCUGAAAGAAAAUUUAUUGAAGAUAGAGUGCAGAAAAUAAUAGACCUAAAGCAGAAAGUCUGUGCUGAGUCCAAUAAAGGAUUUGUUGUCAUUAAUCAAAAGGGCAUCGAUCCGGUUUCCUUAGAAAUGCUUGCAAAGCAUAACAUCGUGGCUCUUCGCAGGGCGAAAAGAAGGAAUCUCGAGAGGCUUACCCUUGCUUGUGGAGGAUUGGCUGUAAACUCCCUUGAAGACCUGAGUGAAGAAUGCUUGGGGCAUGCUGGCCUUGUAUUUGAGUACACAUUGGGCGAAGAAAAGUUCACUUUUAUUGAGGACUGUGUAAACCCUCUCUCUGUUACCUUGUUGGUCAAAGGACCAAAUAAGCACACGCUCAUACAGAUCAAGGAUGCCUUAAGAGAUGGACUUCGUGCGGUCAAAAAUGCUAUCGAAGAUGGUUGUGUGGUUCCAGGAGCUGGGGCAGUUGAAGUUGCCAUAGCAGAGGCUCUUGUGAACUACAAGCACUGUGUGCAGGGAAGAGCUCGCCUCGGAAUCCAAGCCUUUGCUGAUGCCUUACUCAUUAUCCCCAAGGUUCUUGCUCAGAAUUCUGGUUAUGACCUGCAGGAAACACUGAUAAAAAUUCAGACUAAGCAUGCUGAAUCAAAAGAACUUGUUGGCAUAGACCUGAAUACAGGGGAGCCGAUGGUAGCAGCAGAAGCGGGAAUUUGGGAUAAUUACUGCGUGAAAAAACAUAUUCUUCACUCUUGCACGGUGAUUGCCACCAACGUCCUCCUGGUUGAUGAAAUUAUGCGAGCUGGGAUGUCUUCUCUCCGAGAGUGAUUGAAUUCAGAAUCAUCUGCAUGACAAGAGUUCAUACGUGUCGUAUCCAGCAGCGUCACAUGGCCUUAACUGUUACAAAAUAAAGGUAGUGCAUGUC
Rattus norvegicus (Norway rat) is the source of this 2093-nucleotide messenger RNA. The record is from RefSeq and is a predicted model, not a curated record. Lineage: Eukaryota; Metazoa; Chordata; Mammalia; Rodentia; Muridae.